GAAGUGAAAAAAGGAAAUUAAUAUUCUGAAAACUUUGUCUUCUUCAAUGGGGAGAGAAAAUGAGAAAGAAAUGGAUACUGAUCUAUCAUUGAAAUUCGAUUCCAAAGAAGAUCAAGAAGAAAAAGAAGGUAAAGAUAAGCUUGAAGUUGAAGAAGAUCAUGAAAAAGAAGAAGAAAAACAAAAAGUCGAACCAUCAGAAGGAAAUGAUGAAGAACAAGGAGCAGAAGAAGAAGCCACAGCAGGUGAAGUAGUGGAGGAUGAGACCUCAAUAGUGGAAGUAUCAUUUACAGAAACUACGAAGACUGAGGAGUUAUAUUUGUUGCAAACGGAGAUGAAUCGCAUGAAAGAAGAAAAUAAAGUUUUAAGAAAGGUGGUGGAGCAAACAAUGAAAGAUUACAAUGAUCUUCAAAUGAAGUUUUAUUCUAUCCAGCAAAAUAAUAAAAAAAAGGCUCCUCUACUUUUUCUUUCGCUCCAUGGUAACAACAAUGCUAUGGAAGAACCGAAGACGACGACCAUUUCCAAUGUCGUAGAAGUCAAUAAUCAUAGAUCUCCAUCGCCACCAAAUCAGGAAUUAGGUUUGUCUUUAAGGCUGCAAACAAGCACUAAAAAACAUGAAGGAAAAGAAGAUCACAAAGAGAAUUCGGACGAAUUGCCGGGCUACACAGCAGUGCAAAACAAGGCAAACCGAACAGAAAUAGAAGGAAUUAGAAGCCAGGUUGCCACACCACCUAAUAGAAAGGCUAGGGUUUCGGUAAGAGCAAGAUGCGAAACAGCAACGAUGAAUGAUGGAUGCCAAUGGAGAAAAUAUGGCCAGAAAAUCGCCAAAGGAAACCCUUGUCCUCGAGCCUACUAUCGAUGCACAGUAGCUCCAGGAUGCCCAGUUAGAAAACAGGUUCAAAGGUGUUUGGAGGACAUGUCCAUACUAAUAACAACAUAUGAAGGAACACACAACCAUCCACUCCCUGUGGGGGCAACAGCAAUGGCUUCAACAGCAUCUGCAGCAGCUUCCUUCAUGUUAUUAGAUUCAAGUAUUAAUCCACAUUCUGAACAUGAACCCUCUAAUUUCACUCAAUCAUCUCUCUCUUACCAUACACACCAUAUGAUGAUGACAAACCCCAUUUUGUCUCAUUCACCAACCUUUAGAAGCAUUAUUAACCCUAGUAAUGACCCUUCCAAAGGAAUUGUUCUUGAUCUCACAAAUAAUCACUUGUAUGAUCCGCCACAUAUUCCAUUGGCUAGUUCCUCGGCCCAACCAGCGGGUUUUUGGAUGCCUCCUGGCAAAACAAAUUUCCAUUGUGGGAAUAACAUCAUCAACCAUGUCUUAGAUAGCAGUACCAGAGGAUUAAUGGAUGACAAGGGUUGGAGAUCAGGUGAAGAAAAGGAUUCAUCAAUGGUGGAAAACGUGACGGCUAUCGCCGCCGAUCCUAAGUUUAAAGUAGCUGUUGCCGCUGCUAUCACAUCUCUCAUUACUAAAGAGAACCACACAAGUAGUCAUCCAGUCGGAUCAGCAUUUAGUCAAAGACAUGGAGAAGGAGGUAGCUCUAGCAACAACAAUUAGGUCCUUGAUUCUCUCUCAUCAAAUGGUAAGCCCGUUCACCCAAUACCUUGAAAGAAUCUAAAGACCGAAAUUGGUUUCUUUGAGAGGGAAAAGGCUAUACAAAGGUUACAUUUACGUAGAAUUAAAUCAAUUAAUCAUGUACUCCAAAAAAUUUUCAUAUAUAUGCUUAAUAAAACUCGAUGCUUUGGACUGAAUUUUUUUUUUCCUUUUUUUUUUUUUCCUUUCUUAAAAAUAUGUAUAACCUCUUAUUAUUAUACCAAGAUGUCUAUUAA
Ziziphus jujuba (common jujube) is the source of this 1830-nucleotide messenger RNA. Its product is annotated as probable WRKY transcription factor 9. Gene Ontology annotation, molecular function: sequence-specific DNA binding; DNA-binding transcription factor activity. The record is from RefSeq and is a predicted model, not a curated record. The transcript is spliced from 5 exons. NCBI's taxonomy places the organism in Eukaryota, Viridiplantae, Streptophyta, Magnoliopsida, Rosales, Rhamnaceae. Gene Ontology annotation, biological process: regulation of DNA-templated transcription. Bases 47 to 1558 code for a protein of 503 amino acids.